Molecule: messenger RNA, 3444 nt
Organism: Catharus ustulatus (Swainson's thrush)
Lineage: Eukaryota; Metazoa; Chordata; Aves; Passeriformes; Turdidae
Gene: ADAM8
Product: ADAM metallopeptidase domain 8
Exons: 21
Coding region: 11-2515 (834 amino acids)
Biological process (GO): positive regulation of cellular extravasation; positive regulation of membrane protein ectodomain proteolysis; regulation of cell-cell adhesion
Molecular function (GO): metalloendopeptidase activity; cell adhesion molecule binding
Source: RefSeq, a predicted model, not a curated record
CCUCCGAGCCAUGGCCCCGCCGCUCCUGCUGCCGCUGCCGCUGCUGAUGCUGCUGCUGCCGGCCCGAGGCUCCGGUGCCGGGCUGGAGGAGCAGCUGCCCCACGUCGAGAAGUACGAGACGGUGCUGCCGCGGGAGCUGCGGGUGCCCCGGGGGAAGAGGGACCUCUCUGCGCCUCCGAGCACCUACCCAGACCACGUCCUCUACAGCGUCCGUGCCGAGGGCAGGGAAUACCUGCUGUGGCUGGAGAAGAACAGGGCCCUGCUGGGACAGCACUACACCGAGACUCACUACUCGGCCGACGGCUCCGAGAUCACCGAGAAGUCAGACACCCAGGAUCACUGCUUCUACCAGGGCAGCGUGCGGGGACACCCCGGCUCGGCAGCGAGCAUCAGCACCUGCAGCGGGCUCAGCGGGUUUUUCCGGGUGAAUGAGACCACCUUCCUGCUGGAGCCGCUGGAGGGGGCAGUGGCCGGCCGGCACGCCGUGUACCGAGCAGCUCACCUGCGGGGAAAACGCGGCAUCUGCCGGGAGCCCGGAACCACCCUGGAGUACGACCACGAGCCCAAAAUCCCCGCAGCCAUGAAGCUCUACCGCUGGAAAUCAGGUCCAAUACAAAAAGGUCCCCGGUACGUGGAGCUGGUCCUGGUGGCAGACAACCAGGAGUUCAGGAAGCACAAGGACCUCCGCACCGUGCAGAACCGCAUGAAGGAAAUUGUGAACCACGUGGACAAGCUCUACCAGCCCCUUCGCCUGCGGGUGGCCCUGAUUGGCCUGGAGGUGUGGAACCACAGGGACAAAAUCACGGUCAGCCCCAAGCCCGAAGUGACUCUGGACAACUUCCUGCACUGGCGGGAGUCGGAGCUGCUGCGGAAGAAGCCCCACGACAACGCCCAGCUGAUCACGGGCGUGGACUUCCAUGGCAACACGGUGGGGCUGGCCAAGAAGCUGGUGAUGUGCACCAGGGACUCGGGAGGUGUCAACCAGGAUCACAGCACGAACCCCAUUGGUGCCGCAUCCACCUUGGCUCACGAGAUGGGGCACAACCUGGGCAUGUCUCAUGACGAGGAAGUCGCCGGCUGCCGCUGCCCCGUGCCCAAAGCUGACGGGGGGUGUGUCAUGGCAGGGAGCGUUGGGCUGGUUUACCCCAAGCUCUUCAGCCAGUGCAGCGAGCAGGACAUGUGGCAGUUCCUGGGGGACCCCCGGACCAGCUGCCUGCUGAACGCGCCGCGGGCGGACGAGCUGUACGGGGGCCCGGUGUGCGGGAACCAGUUUGUGGAGCGGGGAGAGCAGUGUGACUGCGGCACGCCAGAGGAGUGUUCGGACCGCUGCUGCAAUGCCACCACGUGCCAGCUGAGAGAGGGAGCCGAGUGUGCCCGGGGGGAAUGCUGCCAGGACUGCAAGGUGAAGGCUGCAGGUGUGCUCUGCCGGGCCAGCAAGAACGACUGCGACCUCGCCGAGCACUGCAGCGGGCUCAGCGCCGAGUGCCCGGAGGACGUGUUCCAGGAGAACGGCAUCUCCUGCCAGCACGGCAAGGGCUACUGCUACAACGGGGCCUGUCCUUCGCACGGCGAGCAGUGCCGGGCGCUCUGGGGCGCAGAGGCGCAGGUGGCUCCUGAUAUCUGCUUCAAGCACAACAGCCAGCAGCACGUUCACCUGCACUGCCUCACCGAGUACGGCAAGCAGCCCUGCAGCCCCAAGGAUGUCAAGUGCGGCACGCUGCUGUGCCUGAGCGACAACACCCAGCCCAUCCUCGGCAGCGGCUACUACUCCUUCGGAUACAACUUCGGCCGCUUCAAGUGCAAGGCGGUGAUCGCGGGCAACGACGCCAGCGAGGCGGCCGAGCUGCGGCUGGUGCCCACCGGUGCCAAGUGCGGCGAGGAGAUGGUCUGCUACGCCGGGCGCUGCCAGAACCUCCAGGUCUACGGUGACAAGAACUGCUCGGCCAAGUGCAACAACCACGGGGUGUGCAACCACAGGCGGGAAUGUCACUGCGACCCCGGCUGGGCAGCGCCCUACUGCGAGCAGGAGAUCUCGGGGAUAGCCGCAGGGAGCGGCAGCGUGGCGCUGGCGGCCGCGCUGGCCGUGCUGGCCGUGGCCGGGGUCGGGCUGGCCAGCGGCGUGGUGCUCCUCAGAACCAGGGCGGCGCGGCGCUCCCACAAAGGGAGCUCCAGCGGGACUCCCUCAGGCCUCGCCAACCCGCUGUUCCAGGAGGGCGGCCGGACGCGGCCGGGCCGCCGCCAGCUGUCGGGCCGGGACAUCGGGCAGCCCAGCCUGGUCAGCAGCACGGCGGCCCCGCGGCCGGCCCGUCCGGUCUCUCCUGGGUGCCCAGGUGAGGCAGCCGGGUCUCUUCCCCACCAGGCGAAGCCGAAGCCGCCCAGCAAACCUCUCCCAGCGCUGAAGAGCAAAGUGCCGAGCCACGGCGAGGGGCCGCCGGCACCGGCCCUCCCCCCGGCCCCCUUUCAGCGGUGUCCCCCGCCGAAGGUGGCCCUGAAGCCGCCCCCAGCCAGGAGGUGACCAAGGACGCUCCAUCCGCCACCACGCCAGGCCGAGGGGCGGCACAGCUGGGUGGGUGCACAGCUGGGGAGCCACCGUCCCCUUUCCACCCUUACUUGAAUUGCUGGCCGAACCCUCGGACCCUGCCAGUGUUUACAGAUCCUCGAGUUGUGCCUUAAUGGACUCGGCAGCCUCACGGUUGUCCCAUGGGGAGCCGUCAGCCGGGGCUUCCCAAGGAAACCAGGAGUGGGGACGAUGCCAGCUCCGCUUUGGAGGACUGCCCCACAUUGGCUCAGGCUCUCCUAUGCCCGGGGAAGCUGCUGCCUUCUCUCCCGACGUCCUGAAUGUGUCCUGUCCCUCCUGCCCUUCCCUGCUGGGGCUGCUCCGUGGGGACCGUGCCCCAGGAACACGGCCGUGGCUGCUGUGGGAUGUCAUCAGGAGCUGUGGCAGGUCCAAGCUGGGCUUGGCCUCCCCACGGGGCUUUUAUCUCUGGAGUUAUUCCUUGAGUUACUGUUCAAAAGGGAAUUCCCUGGGAACCUUUUUACUGCAGCCGUUUAUUUAUGACCCUUACAUGACCAUUUUGAGCCACUUGCUGUAAAACCAGUCCUCCCAUUUUUUAUAUAAUUUAGGUUCAAGGCUUUUAUACCAAUAAAGACUGAAGGUAGAAGUGUCAUGGGGUGUGUCUGGGCAGGAGGGGGCAGCAGGGUGGCAGCAGGCAGGGAGCUGUGCGAGGAUCAUGGAAGGGGGAAAAGGGUUGGAGCUGAACUUCCCAAUCCAGUGCCAGAGCCACCAGGGCCAAACUGCAGCACAUUUUGCCAGCCACAUAGAGCCAGGCUGCCCCAGGAUGCUGCAGGGAGUCCCCUCAUGCUCAGCACCAUCCUGGCUGUGCCCUGCUUUGAGCACAGGCUCCUCACGGGGCUCCCAGGGCAGCAGUCACUGCAGCUGAGGAC